Messenger RNA from Amaranthus tricolor (Joseph's coat), 2975 nucleotides. Its product is annotated as probable serine/threonine-protein kinase WNK4. Gene Ontology annotation, molecular function: protein serine/threonine kinase activity; ATP binding. The transcript has 7 exons. Lineage: Eukaryota; Viridiplantae; Streptophyta; Magnoliopsida; Caryophyllales; Amaranthaceae. Bases 188 to 1966 code for a protein of 592 amino acids. Gene Ontology annotation, cellular component: cytoplasm. The record is from RefSeq and is a predicted model, not a curated record. Gene Ontology annotation, biological process: intracellular signal transduction; protein phosphorylation.
GGAAAAAAGACACGCAGGUUUACAGACACACAAACUCCUGCUCUGACUUUCAAACUGGUUGCGUUGCAUACUGAAAUACUUCUAUUUUUAUAACUAAACAUUCUGAUUGUUACUACAAUUAUUGCUUCUAAAUCCAAUAAAAAGUCGAUCUUAUUUUGCUGCUUUUGUUAUUAGAGAAUAUUUGAUCAUGUUUACUACUAGUAAUUGUGAUACUAUGCCUUUGGUGGUUCAAGGAAGAAACCAAAUCAUUCAUUCUGAUUAUGCUGAAGUUGAUCCUUCUGGUCGUUACGCUCGGAUAGAUGAAGUUCUGGGAAAAGGAGCAGUGAAAACAGUAUAUAAAGCAAUUGAUGAAGUAUUAGGAAUAGAAGUAGCAUGGAACCAAGCAAGAAUCAAGGAUGUGCUACGCUCACCGGACCAAUUGCAGCGCCUUUACUCGGAAGUUCACCUUCUAAGCACUCUUAACCACGAUUCGAUCAUCCGGUUUUACACGUCUUGGAUCGAUACCAACCAAAGGACUUUCAACUUCAUCACUGAACUCUUCACUUCUGGCACCCUCAGACAGUAUAGGCAAAAAUAUAAGAGGGUAGACAUCCAUGCUUUGAAGAACUGGGCGCGCCAAAUCUUACAGGGUCUUGUUUAUCUGCACGAACACGAUCCUCCAGUUAUUCAUCGAGACCUUAAGUGUGAUAACAUCUUUGUUAAUGGCCAUGUUGGGCAAGUCAAGAUCGGAGAUCUAGGAUUAGCAGCACUUCUCAAUGGGUCUAAAUCUGCACACAGUAUUAUAGGUACGCCUGAAUUCAUGGCACCUGAAUUAUACGAGGAAGAUUACAAUGAGUUAGUCGAUGUCUAUUCAUUCGGUAUGUGCUUACUCGAGAUGUUUACUCGGGAAUAUCCUUACAGUGAGUGUGCAAAUCCUGCACAAAUUUACAAGAAAGUCACCUCGGGUAAAUUACCAGCUGCAUUAUAUCAUAUUCAGGAUAAGGAAGCACAAAGAUUCAUUAUCAAAUGUUUAGCCCCUGCUUCUGAGAGAUUGUCUGCUAAAGACUUGCUUCUAGACCCAUUUCUUUCAUCAGUUGAAGGUGACUUAUUGCACACCAAAACUAUGGGAAUGAACGGGCCGAUUCUAAACGACUUAAGUUUGGAACAAUUGAAGCUAGUAGAUAGUCUACCAAGGUCCAAUAUGACAAUUACUGGCACGCUGAAACCUAAAGAAAAUAUCAUAUUUUUGAAGGUGCAGUUUUCCGAUGGAAAUGGUAGUCCUGCACGGAACAUAUUCUUCCCAUUUGAUAAAAUGAAUGAUACUCCGAUAGAGGUGGCGAUGGAGAUGGUCGAGGAGUUAGAAAUCACUGAUUGGGACCCUCAAGAAAUAGCAGAAAUGAUCGAGGCUGAAAUUUCAAUUUUGGUGCCUCAUUGGAAGAAAUGGGUGUCAUCUAGUAAAUUAGAACCUUCCCAUUCGUAUGACUACCAUGAAGAUGACUUCGAUGGAACUCAUCAUUUGUAUCGUUCUUCUUCGUGCUCUUCUUCUGUCGCUUCAGCUUCAGGCGUGUUUCUUAGCAAUGACCGCCUUCAAGAUCAGGAUCUCUCGGAUGAAAUAAGUUCGUACAGCUCAGCUCAUUCUGACAAGGCCUCGAGCUUAAGUUUCAGUCCAGUUGAUGAUGUACAAGGUAUUACGGUUUGUAAAAGCAAAUGUUCAAAGGCGAGUCGCCAGUUGACUAGGAAUCGUUCGCUUAUAGAUGUGCAUAGCCAAAGACUACAUCGGUCGCUGUUGGAAGAGGUGCACAAGAAGAGAUUAUCUAAGACAGUUGGUUCAGUGGAGAAUAUUGGGUUUCAAAAUCCUUAUGAGAUCUCAAAUAGCAAAGGUAAAGGUCUGAGAUAUGGUGCUAAUAAUGCUCAGAUUGAUAGAGAUGAUAAGAGGCAAGGGAAAAGGGUAGCUGAUAAGAGUGCAUGUUCAAUUGGUAAAGGGUGAUAUGUAAAUGUGUUAAGAGAUGCCAAUGCUAUGUUUUAGUCUAUAAGAUGAUGGUGUCUUGGUUAUCAUAUCUAUUUGCAUUUCCCAUGACAUUUAUAUUCUAAUUGUCAAGGAACCAAUUCAACCAAAAAUUUAAGCUGAUGGUUGAGUACCAUGCUAUGUUAUAUACUCUAACAAUCCCCCUCACACGAGAGCCCAUUGGACUAGAAGUGUGGAUACGUAUAGGUGCUAAAUAUUCCACUUUAUAUGAGGGGUGGUUAAGAUUCAAACUUGUUACCUUUUGUCACGUUGGCUUCUGAUACCAGGUCAAAGAACCAAAUCAACCAAAAAUUUAAGCUGAUGGUUGAGGCUCCAAGAUAUGUUAUAUACUCUAACACUAAUAUAUGAUAUACCUCAUCUUAGGAGUCUAGGUACCAUAUAUAUAUGGUGUUAGAGCAAGUUGUUGAUAAAUAGGAUUUGAAACACAAAAAAUUAAAAGUAAUGAUGGAGGAGGACUUCAAGAUAACACAAAUUUGAGGGGUGGGGAAACCCUUUAAGCAAAUUUGCUUGAAGAUUUAAAACCACUCUAAACAAGGGGAAGUCAAUUGUAUUGAAGAUUGCUAGUGUUAGAAGAGAUUACACACAAGAAUAUCUCACUAAUUUCACUCACAAAUUCCCUAGGAUUUAUCGAGAGAAACUCACUUUAAAACCUAACUUUUGCGGGUCUUAAUCUCACUAUAAACCGUCUUCACUUUAUAGCUGAAACUAGGCUUCAAUAUGUAUACCCUAGCAAAUUGAGUUGAUUUAUUUCUUUUUUCACACGGAACAGGAGACAUUUACUCAUUCGAGCAUAAUACAUCGAGUGAGGUGGGAAAUCCAGCGGUAAGGUGCUGAAACGAGCAACCAACUUGCUCAUCCGAGCAAGAUAUGCUUGUACGACUAGUCGAGCACCAGGUCAACUCAUCCGAGUAGUUCAGAUAAUGCACCUAAAAUCUUUUGAUCUUGGUUGCACAUUCAAGUAAUGCCAUGC